This is a messenger RNA of Symbiodinium natans, 3150 nucleotides long. The record is from the annotation of a GenBank genome assembly. NCBI's taxonomy places the organism in Eukaryota, Dinophyceae, Suessiales, Symbiodiniaceae.
AUGGCCAUCCAGUGCGUGCUGCCGAAAGCGCCGCCGAGCGGGAUGCCGACUGAGCCAGAGCUGGCGUCGAACGCCAUCACCGUGGGCGACGCGCGGCUCGUGUGCGAGCAAGCACAGGACUUCAUCUGCGAGGCCUCGGCGGGCGCCACCUCGAUCUUGAUUCAGUUGAGCAGCCUCACCAAAGACAAGUGCGACGAUGUCUUCCUAGAGUGCCGCGAGCUGAACCCAGUGUUUACCUUCCAGGAGUUCGUGCGGAGCCCCCAGGCCCUGGCCUACGAGGCGGAUCCCACGAACGUCACCCUCUUCGAAGCUUACUUAGACAACCCGGGCACCUGCACCCUGGGCUGCUUCACAGAGCUCUUCAGCAUGAAUCAGCUGCAAACCAUGCAGAGCGAGCUCGCUGCGGCGACGGUGUCGGCGCCGACUGGAGUGUUUCAGAUGAAUGACGGCCAGUUUGACACGCAGAACUUCUGCGGCGACAAUGCAGGCCCAGCAUGCAUCCGCACGCGAGGGCUGUGCAACACGAUGCAGGAUGGGGACUUCUACAAGCAUCCCACCUGCGCCUCUGGGCAGGCUCAGUGGUCCAGGAUCGAUGAGUCUCUUCGCAUCCGGUACGAUGGUGACGAGACGAGGGGCCAGGCCGGGAAGUGGCUCCUGGAGACCGUGGCCUCCGACCUGCUCUCGAGCGGCUACGGCACCGAGAUCGCGCGCCAGCCGACGUUUAAUCCGACGCCAGCCCUUGGCGACACCAUCUGGAACCUGAAGUGCAGGCACCCCAACGGCAUUGGCGGCGAGUACAUCCAGUACCGGACCAAGAUCGUUGAGCUGGUUCCUUGCACUUGCGACUCGCUGAUCGACUGCAACGGCCGUGGGGAGGCCGUCGGCACCAAGGACACCGGGCCGAAUUGCCAGUGCAUCUGCGACCCCGAUCGCGCUGGGGAAGGCUGCGAGAUUCCCCUCUGCCAGGUCCCGGGCAUACUUAACGGACGCCAGCCAGCCUGUAAAGAGGGCGGGUGGAUCUACCCGGGGGGCACCUGCACGCCCGACUGCCAAGAGGGCUACGUGCCGUCCCACGAGAAGUUCACCUGCGACUCCGAGGGCGCCUUCCUGCUUCCCCUGGGCUUCACCUGCAACGAGGUCUGGGUGGACGAGCCCCCGAUCGACGAAUUCGGCAACACCCCGGAUUUCUACGAGUCUUCGACGACCACGCCACCGCCGGAGUGCACGGAUUUCGACUGCGUCUUCCAUGGCCAGGCAACGAAGGCCCGUCGAGAGGAUGGCAGCUGCGAGUGCAUCUGUGACGAAGGCUACACCGGCCCCCAGUGUCGGUCCAUUGUGGGCGACUGCCUGGCGCCCCUCCACAAGACCAUCCCAAACUCGGCACUCUCCACGUGCGAGGAGGGGUCCCGGCCGAACCUCGUCUGCACCGCCCGAUGCGACGAGACGUACUACGCCGUGCCAGCGACGCUGGAGUGCCAGGGCACCGAGCUGGUGCCCCCCAAGUUUCGCUGCUUUGGGGGCCCCACGACACAGGUCCUCUGGUGCGAGAUGGCCCAGACCAUCUCGCUAGUCUUCUCCGGUGUCACCGCCUUUGGCCUCAUGGUGGCGUGCGUCUGCUUCCAGCGAAAUCGCAUCCGCAGCUUCAACAACAUCCUCUACCACGACAAGCUGUUCGAGGCGCAGCAGGAUGUGCAUGGCAACUUCAACGUGGUGCGGAUGACCAAUGGCCAGGAGUAUCACAGCAAGCUUCCCCACCACCUCCUUGCCAGGGACCCGCGCCCUCCGGUGGAGGAGGACGCUCUCCGCGACGCGAUCGUCGGCGAGUCCAACUGGGCAAACUGGGGGCAGCCGACGGUGGAUCCAAUGGCCACGGCCCUGCCUGUGCAGGACCUGCGCGAGGACACCAGCACCCGGACGCCCCCGAGCGCUCCCAGUACGCAGCGGCCAAGCUUGCACGACGCAGGUCUCCCCGGCCAAGUGUCCGACGCCUUGGCCAUCGUCGCAGACCCGGGCCUAAGACGAGGAGGAGAGGUGGUGCUGAGAUACAUUGCCGGGCGGCCUGAUCUGGAUGGCGCCCACGGAUGGCUCCUGGAUUUCAGCCACGAGACUGGGCUUUGCGAAGUCGAUCUUGAGGGCAUCGAAAUCCUCAAGGACAUUCCCAUCCAGUGCCUAGAGGACGCGACGAACGUGGCAGCGGAGCAGCCCCACGCGCUGGCAGUGUCGGCGCCAGGCCCCACGAUGCUGGACACCAACUGGCUCGUUCAGAAGCGGGACUUGGAAAACAAGGUCGAAGCGAGCCGCCAGGAACGCUACAGAAAGUUCGCUUCCGAGGCGACCAAGGAGGAGUCGGAGAAGGCCGCCCGGGUCAAGGAAGCGCUCGAGCAGACGGAGGUUUUGCGACUCGACCUCGAGGAGCGGCUGCGCCUGGGCCUGCGCCACGGCGAUGCGGUCCUGCUUCGGGCAGCCAUUACGGAGACGAAGGAGCUACUCGCGCAGAAAUACCUGGCAAUCGCACCGCCCUCGACGCUGAGCGCCUUGCGUCGAGUUCUUGAAACUGCCGAGUCGCGCUUGGAGCAGUUCGAUGCCAUCCAGGAGUCGAGGCAGCGCGCGCAGGAGUACGCAGAGCGUGUCCGAACUGGCAAGGCUGCUGACUGGAAGAUGACGUCCGCAGAGCUCACCCGCUACGUGGUCGGGUGCAAUCCGGAGCGGGUGCAAGCAGGCCUCAAGGCCCAGCUGCCCGUGUUCCUUCGCUCCAGCGAUGGACAGCGCUUCACCAUUCUGCACGACGCCUGCCGCGAAGCCUGCUUGGACGAGCCCAACAGCGAGAAGGCCAACAACCGCAUCGAGGUCGUGCGGCUGUUGUGCGAAGCCCGGGCGAACAAGAAUGCGGUGGACAUGUUACCAGAGAACCUACGUAAGGAGAUGGGCGGGCCACGUGCCAAGCGCCACCCGUCGGUGCGCAAGUUAAAGGAGUCCGAGGAGGAGCCCGAGGAGGCCGAGCCGGCCGAGGCCCCGAGGGAGCCCGAGGAGCCCGGGGCGCCCAGAGGCCACUGCUUGCGCCUGCACAUGCCGACGUGGAAGUUGCGGACGUCGCUGCCGAGGCUCCGAGAUCACCUGGAACAAGGCCUGCGUACGACUUCAAGCGUGUAG